CAUCAUGUCGAUUGCAACAACCCAUGUAAUUUCAAAAUCAGGACAACCUCAUUCCAACUCAACAUCUCACCAUGACUUUAGCGGAGCUGAACAAGGCGGCCGAAUCAGCGAAUCUGACCGAGGCACGGCGUCAUUUUCAGCAGCUGCUGGCGGAUCCUAAAACCUCUUCCAAAACGGUGGUUUGGAAUACCCUCCUGAAGGCCCAUGCCAAUGCUGGAGACCUUGUGGGAGCAGAGCGAUGCUUUCGAGAGAUGGAGCAAAAAGGUGUGCGCACCAAUGAGAAGACCUAUGGGAAGUUGGUGGAGGCCGCUGCCAAGGCUGCUGAGCCGGACCGAGCCGAAACAUGGCUCCAGUGCCUGGGGAGCGACAGCCCUGUGCCGUACAACACUAUGAUCGACGCUUGCGCCAAGGCCAAUGACACCCAGCGCGCGGUGAAAUGGCUGCAGCAGAUGAAAGAACUUCAGCUGAGGCCUUCGGGCAUCGCCUACCAUGCCUUGAUCAAUGCCUUUGCACAGGCCGGCGACCUCCGCGGCGCCUUGGUUUGGCUGCGCGAGGCGUCCGAGCUCGGUGCCGAGGGUGGCGAGGCCACGUUUCUGGCGCUGCUGAUGGGCUGCGCGAGAAGCGCGCGCCCAGAUCUGGCCAAAGAGUGGAUCCAGGAGAUGAAAGCACAGGGCCUGACUCCGAGCAUCAAGUGCUACAGUGCUGCCCUUGGCUCGGCUCGCUCGGCUCAACAAGCGGCCCAGUGGCUUCGCGAAAUGCGGGAGAGCCAUACCGAGCUCGACACCGAAGGCUACACUGUGCUGAUCCAUGGCUGUGCUGAGCGCGGAGAGUUGCAAGAGGCAGAGAAAUGGAUGCAGGAAGCACUUACGUCCAAGAAAUCCGAUCUGCAGUGCUUCGCGACCAUGGUGAACGCCUAUGCCAGGGCUACUGCUGUGGAGGGAGCGGAUCGAUGGCUUUCGGUCAUGGAGAAGGAGCACCUCAGACCCAAUGAGGUUAUCUACGGUAGUCUGAUCUCAUCCAGCCGCGAUGCUCAACUCGCCGAAAGGCUGCUUCAGAGGAUGAGGGACUCCAAGCUCGUGCCUAAUGUCGUCAACUACACAGCUGUCUUGACUGCUUAUGGCCGUCGGGGCGACUUCCACAAGGCCACUGAGCUCUUAGAGGAGAUGCGGCAGGCUGAAGUGGUGCCAAACAUCAUCUCUUGGAAUGCUUUGCUGGAUAGCUUCGUGAAGGGGGACGGCAAUGCAACGCGCUGCCUGAACGAGAUGGUCCAAACGAAGAUGGAGCCGAAUGUCGUGUCCUUCACCAGCAUGAUCGACUACCACAGCCGACGGGCAGACCCAGAGGCCGCCGAGCUCUGGUUGCUGCGGAUGCGCUCCUUGCACCUGCGACCGUCGGCUGUGACCUUCACAGCAGUGCUGAAAGGCUAUGCCAAAACUGGGCAAGUUGAUGAGGCUGCGAAAGUCUUGCGGAGGAUGGCCCUCAGUCAGCUCCCACUGGAUGUAGUGGCCUGGACCGGGCUGCUGUCCGCCUGUGCUGCGGCCAAGCGCUGGGACGUGGCCUUGUGUGCCCUGCGCUGGAUGCGGCAGCUACAAGUUUCGCCCAACCAGAUCACACAUCAAGCACUGAAACGUAUGGGCCUCAGAUGAGGACAGUGAUCGAUGGCAUUUUUGUGGACCUGUGUGGUCCUGCUGAAAUGUCGUGAAAAUAGCAGCCUCAGCAGCACAGAAAAA
Cladocopium goreaui is the source of this 1730-nucleotide messenger RNA. The record is from the annotation of a GenBank genome assembly. NCBI's taxonomy places the organism in Eukaryota, Dinophyceae, Suessiales, Symbiodiniaceae.